Molecule: messenger RNA, 1636 nt
Organism: Sesamum indicum (sesame)
Lineage: Eukaryota; Viridiplantae; Streptophyta; Magnoliopsida; Lamiales; Pedaliaceae
Gene: SPCH
Product: basic helix-loop-helix (bHLH) DNA-binding superfamily protein
Biological process (GO): stomatal complex development; positive regulation of DNA-templated transcription; guard cell differentiation
Cellular component (GO): nucleus
Molecular function (GO): protein dimerization activity; DNA-binding transcription factor activity
Source: RefSeq, a predicted model, not a curated record
UCCUCUUGAGGAACAAAACCCUCUAAGGAUCCCCACUCUUUUCAUCUGCCCAUAGCCUUUUCCACUCCAAUGUCACUCUCUUCUCACAUUUCCAUGUGAUAUUUCCCAACCCCACUCACCCCCUCAAAAUCCAACUCUAUAAGUCUCUAAAAAUCAUCCAUAUCUACAACCAAAAAGUUAUAAGCCCACAACCCCAUCUGAAUUCUGAAAGAGUAUUGAUGGUGAUAGUUUGGUCCCUUUCAAAUCAGCUCAUAUAACAAUUUCUUGGGCCCUUCUAGCUUCUACUACUGUUUUUUGGCUUUGUCUUCUUGGUAUAUCCAGACAAGCCAAACACACCUUUUUUCUUUCUUCGUUAAUCAGUCGACGUUUCUUGAAUCUCUUCUUGCAGCAUUAAAGUUGUGUUUUUUGACUCUUGUUCGAAAAUGGAUGGUGAGAAUUUGUCUGAAUUUUUCGAGGAAUCUGACUUCUGUGAUCAUGCUACUAAUUUCUCCAGUGCAGAUGAUAUUUUUAGUAUUCUUGAAGCUUUUGAAGGAGCUUCUGAUUAUAGUAAGCUGGUAGCAACCCCGCUGGGAGAUAACUCAGCAACCGGUCUAACUGCAGCCUCAUCAAAAGAUGGAGAAGAAUCAAAUGAAAGCUUUGAGUUCCAAAAAUCAGCUUAUUACAAUACUGCUUUCCAAGAGUCUGAGACCGAGCUCGAAGCUGCUUCACCAAAAAGUAAGAGACAGAAGCUGAAUGCUGCAACAGCUUCUGCUUCUAAUUCGGAUGAAGGGCAGCAGAGAAGUUCUCACAUAACGGUGGAGAGGAACCGGAGGAAGCAGAUGAACGAGCAUCUCUCGGUGCUUCGCUCGUUGAUGCCUUGCUUUUAUGUCAAAAGAGGUGACCAAGCAUCAAUAAUUGGUGGAGUAGUCAAUUACAUCAAUGAGUUACAACAACUUCUACAAUCCCUCGAAGCCAAGAAGCAACGAAAAGCCUACACCGAUGUUUUAAGCCCUAGGAUCCUCUCAAGCCCGAGACGUUCGCCACAUCCCUCACCCCUCAGCCCACGGAAGCCACCAUUGAGCCCAAGAUUGAGCUUGCCCGUGAGCCCGAGAACCCCCCAACCUAGCAGCCCCUACAAGCCUAGGCUGCACAAUCUGCAGACUUCAGGCUACCUCAAUUCUCCAUCUCUUUCAAGCCCGGUCGAGCUUUCUCCUUGCAAUUCUUCCACUUCUUCCAAUGUUAUUGACAGCAUUAAUGAGCUCGUGGCGAGCUCGAAAUCAGCUGCAGCUGAAGUUGAAGUGAAGUUCUCGGGCCCGAACCUACUGCUUAAGACAGUUUCCCAUCGCAUUCCCGGCCAAGUUGUCAAGAUAAUCUCUGCCCUGGAAGAACGUGCCCUCGAAAUCCUCCAAGUUAACAUCAACACCGUUGAUGAAAGGAUGCUGAAUUCUUUCACAAUUAAGAUUGGAAUAGAGUGCCAGCUGAGUGCGGAAGAAUUGGCUCACCAGAUUCAGCAGACAUUCUGCUAACACGUAGAAGCGCGAUUGUUCUUGGAAAAUGCGACAAUAAAGCAAAUGUGGGAAAGUAACUAUUAACCACCACUGCUGUUUAAUUAGUGUUAACAUGUAGUAAGGAUGUAGUCGUAGAUUAAUUAAUCAGA